AUGGCCGAGCGGAAGGCGUCCGGCAAGGCGGCCGAGGACGAAGAGGUCCCGGCCUUUUUUAAGAACCUGGGCUCGGGCAGCCCCAAGCCCCGGCAGAAAUUCUGCGGCAUGUUCUGCCCGGUGGAAGGGUCUUCGGAGAACAAGACCAUCGACUUCGACUCGCUGUCGGUGGGCCGGGGCUCGGGGCAGGUGGUGGCCCAGCAGCGGGACGUCGCCCACUUGGGCCCCGACCCGCAGACGCCGUUCUCCCGGCAGGGCCGGCGCGCCGGCGGGGAGCCAUCUGUUGAAUCGGGCCGGAAGGUGGAGAUCCGGCGGGCCUCGGGCAAGGAAGCCCUGCAGAACGUCUACGACCAGAGUGAUCGUCUUCUGAUCAAAGGAGGGAAGAUAGUGAAUGAUGACCAGUCCUUCUAUGCGGACAUAUACAUGGAAGAUGGGCUGAUCAAGCAAAUAGGAGAAAACCUGAUUGUGCCCGGAGGGGUGAAGACCAUCGAAGCCCACUCCCGCAUGGUGAUCCCCGGCGGAAUCGAUGUGCACACUCGUUUCCAGAUGCCCGAGCAGGGGAUGACGUCAGCCGAUGACUUCUUCCAGGGGACCAAGGCAGCCCUGGCCGGGGGGACCACCAUGAUCAUUGACCACGUCGUCCCGGAGCCUGGCACCGGCCUGCUGGCCGCCUUCGACCAGUGGCGGGAGUGGGCGGACAGCAAGUCCUGCUGCGAUUACUCUCUGCACGUGGACAUCACCGAGUGGCACAAGGGCAUCCAAGAAGAGAUGGAGGCGCUGGUGAAGGACCAUGGCGUAAACUCCUUCCUCGUCUACAUGGCUUUCAAGGAUCGCUUCCAGCUCACGGAUUCCCAGAUCUAUGAGGUCCUGAGCGUGAUCCGGGAUAUCGGUGCCAUCGCCCAGGUCCACGCGGAGAAUGGCGACAUCAUUGCAGAGGAGCAGCAGCGCAUCCUGGACCUGGGCAUCACGGGCCCCGAGGGACACGUGCUGAGCCGGCCUGAGGAGGUGGAGGCGGAGGCCGUGAACCGUUCCAUCACCAUCGCCAACCAGACCAACUGCCCCCUGUACGUCACCAAGGUGAUGAGCAAGAGCGCGGCCGAAGUCAUCGCCCAGGCCCGGAAGAAGGGAACCGUGGUUUACGGCGAGCCCAUCACGGCCAGCUUGGGGACCGACGGAUCCCAUUACUGGAGCAAGAACUGGGCCAAGGCCGCCGCCUUCGUCACCUCCCCACCCCUGAGCCCCGAUCCAACCACGCCGGACUUUCUCAGCUCCCUGCUCUCCUGUGGGGAUCUGCAGGUCACCGGCAGCGCCCACUGCACCUUCAACACCGCCCAGAAGGCCGUGGGAAAGGACAACUUCACGCUGAUCCCCGAGGGCACGAACGGCACGGAGGAGCGGAUGUCCGUCAUCUGGGACAAGGCCGUGGUCACCGGGAAGAUGGACGAGAACCAGUUUGUGGCUGUGACCAGCACCAAUGCGGCCAAAGUCUUCAACCUUUACCCCCGGAAAGGCCGUAUUGCAGUGGGAUCUGAUGCCGACCUGGUCAUCUGGGACCCUGACAGCGUGAAGACCAUCUCUGCCAAGACGCACAACAGUGCCCUGGAGUACAACAUCUUUGAAGGCAUGGAGUACCGCGGCUCUCCGCUGGUGGUCAUCAGCCAGGGCAAGAUCGUCCUGGAGGACAGCACCCUGCACGUCACCGAGGGCUCGGGCCGCUACAUCCCCCGGAAGCCCUUCCCGGAUUUCGUGUACAAGCGCAUCAAGGCCCGGAGCCGGCUGGCGGAGCUGAGAGGGGUCCCCCGAGGCCUGUACGACGGGCCCGUGUGCGAGGUGUCGGUGACCCCCAAGGCGGUGACGCCCGCCUCCUCCGCCAAGACCUCGCCCGCCAAGCAGCAGGCCCCGCCCGUCCGGAACCUGCACCAGUCGGGGUUCAGCUUGUCCGGUGCUCAGAUCGAUGACAACAUCCCCCGCCGCACCACGCAGCGCAUCGUGGCCCCCCCGGGCGGCCGUGCCAACAUCACCAGCCUGGGCUAGAGCGCGGGCGGGGCGGGGCGGGCAGCUGAGGACAUUCCACGACUCCCCUCUUCCUUUCGGUCACCCCCCUCCCCCCCCUUUUUCUUUUUAAAGAGCCUGUGAUAGUUGCUGUGGGCAGCCAGUUCCUGGGGGCUCCCGCCGGUUCCCCCCACCCCUCCCUCACUCCAGCUCUAACUUGGAGUUUCUGAAUUUCCACUUCCCUCCACAACCGCGCCCCCCUGCCCUC
Perognathus longimembris pacificus (Pacific pocket mouse) is the source of this 2260-nucleotide messenger RNA. It is a transcript of the gene Dpysl2, whose product is annotated as dihydropyrimidinase like 2. The transcript has 14 exons. Gene Ontology annotation, molecular function: hydrolase activity, acting on carbon-nitrogen (but not peptide) bonds, in cyclic amides. Gene Ontology annotation, cellular component: cytoplasm; cytosol. The record is from RefSeq and is a predicted model, not a curated record. The coding region runs from base 1 to 2034 and encodes 677 amino acids. Lineage: Eukaryota; Metazoa; Chordata; Mammalia; Rodentia; Heteromyidae.